AUGACCCCGCGCAGCGCAGCGCCCCAAGCGGCGCAGAGCUACAGCUCCAGGCUGGGGGCGCACAGGAAAACCGGGGAGGCCGCUGAGCUGCGCAAGACCCUCAAGCCCCUGAUGGAGAAGCGCAGACGAGCCCGCAUCAACGAGAGCCUGAACCAGCUGAAAACCCUCAUCCUGCCGCUCAUCGGCAAAGACAGCUCGCGCUAUUCCAAGCUAGAGAAGGCGGAUAUUCUGGAGAUGACCGUGCAGUUCCUCAGGGAGAUCCCCGCCCCCUGCCCCCCCGCCCCAGACCCCGCCGAGAGUUACCGGGAAGGAUACCGAGCCUGCCUGUCCCGCCUCACCAGCCUGCUGGCAAAGUCCCACCUCCUGGGUAGAGACUCAUGCAGCCACCUGCUGGAGCACCUGCAAAGGACCAGCACUGGGCCCAGCAGCUGCCAGGACUGCAGCAGCCCCACAGACUCAUGCCCAGCCUGGCGGAGGGCAGUGCCAGCCAGCCCGGCCAGGGGGCUGCGGGAGGUCUCGCCCCCUCACCCCCGAGCUGCAAAUCCAGGCAUCUGGAGGCCCUGGUAG
Gopherus flavomarginatus (Mexican gopher tortoise) is the source of this 567-nucleotide messenger RNA. It is a transcript of the gene HES2, whose product is annotated as hes family bHLH transcription factor 2. The coding region runs from base 1 to 567 and encodes 188 amino acids. Lineage: Eukaryota; Metazoa; Chordata; Testudines; Testudinidae. Gene Ontology annotation, molecular function: protein dimerization activity; RNA polymerase II cis-regulatory region sequence-specific DNA binding; DNA-binding transcription factor activity, RNA polymerase II-specific. Gene Ontology annotation, cellular component: nucleus. The transcript is spliced from 4 exons. Gene Ontology annotation, biological process: anterior/posterior pattern specification; regulation of transcription by RNA polymerase II; regulation of neurogenesis. The record is from RefSeq and is a predicted model, not a curated record.